Messenger RNA from Venturia canescens, 2580 nucleotides. RefSeq lists its product as uncharacterized. Bases 206 to 2218 code for a protein of 670 amino acids. The record is from RefSeq and is a predicted model, not a curated record. NCBI's taxonomy places the organism in Eukaryota, Metazoa, Arthropoda, Insecta, Hymenoptera, Ichneumonidae. The transcript has 10 exons.
GCGAACCGGCGCGAGCGAGCAUCAGUUCUACCGACAACUUGUCCGAGUACAACGACGAAUUUUCAUUCCAGUUCGACCUAACGUUGACCCGCGACUCGCUUUUUGAGAAAAUCCCACCCCCGAAUAACUGCAGAGGAAAAAAAUAAGACGCGACGGUUUCAAAUAUUUUUUAAAUCCCAAAAAAAGACUUUUUUCCUAAGAAACCAUGUGGCAACGGACUUUCUGCUUGCUCGGAUCGUUUCUAGUGUUGUGCACGCUCCCCUCGAAAAGUGACGUUCCCCUCGACGUUUUAAAACAGUACAUAGAAUUGCUAGACGAGCAGGAGUUGAAAACAGCGGAAAAGAAAGAUUCCCGAAACGACGAACCGAGCGGAGAGACCGGUGGGAGGCCUGCAGAUGCCACAGAUCCCGACGAGUUUGGAUGCUGGAGAUAUUGCGUGGAGAAAAAAGCCUCCGAAGGUGGUGCACGGAACGGGGAAUCGACGAAACGUGUCAACAUCGUUUGGAACGUCGUCGACGACGCAGAAGUGGCAAUCGCUGAAAAAAGAGCGAGCAGUUGGGGAAUAUUUACCGAUCGGGACAACGACCUCCGAUGGGAAUCCUCGCCCAUGGCGUCCGAAAAAUUGAACAGUUUUCACAGCACCGACACGAAGUGUGAAUUGUUCCUCGAAAUCGGCUGCGCAUCUUUGGACCAAUCCGAAUCGAGUUUUCCGACGAUCCUCGACGAGUUUACGAACGCAAAAGAGAACGAGCUGAUUUCGAAAAGUUACGUAACCGGCUCAACCUCGACGCCGAUCAGGGUCGGCGAGGAUAUCGAAGAGCUGAGAAUUCUCGCGUUCGGAGUGUUAUUGCAGCUCGUAUUGGAAGUCCCGAUCGCACAACCAGCAAAUAACUCGACAACGACGAGGGGAGCGAGACCAGUGUUUUCGUUGUCGCGCACCAGUGACGCAGAGGGCUUAUUCGUCGACGCGCGCAACCCUCCGCCGGGCGAAUGGCGGCUCGGUCUCUUGGGGAUGGCGAAUUUGAAUUACAGCUUCACCGUCACCUCUGCGGCCUCGGAAAAACUUGCGGGACUUUCGAACGAGAAACAUCCGCCGAUCGCAAUGCCGAUGAGCAAAAUCUCGGGGGAAGACGAGGCUGGCCAAUCGGACAUGGAACUGAGCGAGAAUCUGAUGAGACCUCAACGAAUGGCGUACCCGAAAGUCACCGACGAUAAUGAUUCUGUGGAAACAAUCAAGUUGGUUGAGCGCCAAGAGAUGAGGAGCCGAAUGAGGCCGAGGAAUGAUUCGAGGACUGCUAACUCUUCGUUCCCCGGCGUGCUAGCUAGAAAACUCAUAACAAAAACGGACAGGGGACUCGCCGCCGAAUUGGAGCUGAGCGAUUACUCGAGGGGCAUCGACGAAGUGCAGCAGUUCAAGAAGAGACUGGUCGUUGAUGUCCAUCCGGAUGCGAAACUCAUCGUUAGUCCGGGGGUUGUUCAUGACGUCGUGUUCACGGUUACGAACAAUCAGCCUCUGGAAAUAAGGCACCUUUUCCGAGGGAGCAGCAGCCAAUUUCCAUUCGUCACAGUGAUCCCCAACGAGGCCUGGAUAAGACCCGAGGAAACGAUAAACGUUGCGGUUCGGAUCGCAGUUCCAAACUCGGAGCAAACCGAGCCAAACACGGUGACGCUUUACGCGCGUGGAAACGACGAGACCAGUGAAAAGUCGACUUACGUCUACGUUCAAAGUUCCGAUGGGAGAACGCCAACGGACACUGAAAAGCCGAAGAUCGAUUGGUCGUUCAAUGACAAUUGCGCCGGCAAACUUCACCGGGAUCGAUGCGCCCGGAGUCGAUGGAGCACCGAGAUCACGGUCAGCGACACUGGUUCCGGCCUAAAACGAGUCACGUCUGUGCCGAGUGGUGUUGAACCUCUGAACGAAUUCAUCAGCGGAACGAAACAACAGACGAUUUUCUAUUACAGCUCGACUUGCUGCUAUACCACCGUCGAUAUCAGCGCGAUUGAUUUGCAAGGAAAUUCAUACACGCGAAGAAUAGACGUCACAGCUUGGGAUAAUCUCAGUCCAGGCGAAAUAGCAGCAAUCGUCUUGGGAUGUCUCCUGAUCCUGUUGCUCCUGAUUUGCUUAAUUGCUCUCAUAAUCUGCUGCAUCCGAAGAAGAAAAAGCCACGAUUUGUCAUACUCGCAGAGAUACGGUUCGAGAUCACCAGCCAAUGCGUAAAGAUCCAAUUUCUGAGCCCAAUUUCUCCAUGAAAUUUAUUACAAAACAAAAAUAAUAUUUAUAAAACAAAUUUUAAUAGCAAGUAAUUCAUUAAUUUUGUAGAUUUUAAUGAAGCCUUUUAAUGAAAAAAAAAAUUGUAUUUUUCACUCGAAAAUUACUCGUUAAACGAGUUAAAAACACACGAAAAGUCAGAAAACGACCUUAAAACGAGCGAUUUUACCUGAUGCCAUUGUUCUAUAAUUAAAAAAAAAUAUAUAUUCGAAGCGCCUGAAUACUGAUGGAAUUAUGUCAAGAUAUACGGUGCUAAUAAUAAAUUGGAAUGCUAAAAUUAUGUCCAAAUAAAGUCAUUGACUGCGAAUGUA